UCAGACCAGUCUGUAGCAAACAGUGCUUCGCAGCCGGCCGUCCAGGGACUCUCCUUUUUUCUGGGUGUCCCUAUCAGAUUUUCUUCAGAUACAACAAGACGUUUUUCCCAUGUUCCAUGAGGUGCUGCGGGGCCCACUUCCACCCAGAGUGCUGCCUUUCCUGGCAGCUGUGCUUUUCCAAAGGAAGGAGAGGAAAGAGACUGGGUUUUAUCACUGGCGGUGGGAAAAGCACCCUUACUACAACCUAACAGUGAAAGUCCUCCGAGCCAGAAACAUCAAGGGUACAGAUCUGUUGUCCAAGGCAGACUGCUAUGUGGAACUAAAGCUGCCCACUGCAUCUCCCAUAGUCUCCCGAACUCAGGUUGUUGACAACUCUGAUAACCCAGAAUGGAAUGAAACUUUCCAGUAUCGAAUCCAUAGUGCUGUCAAGAACAUUCUGGAAUUAACCCUCUAUGAUAAGGAUGUCCUUGUCAGUGACGAGCUCACGUCUAUUGUCUUCGAUGUAGGGGGCAUGAAGCCGGGUCGGCCCCUGCUGCGCACUUUCAGGUUGAACCCUGAGGCUAAUGAAGAGCUGGAUGUAGAGUUUUACUUGGAGAAAUGCUCAGAUGUCCCUACAGAGGUACUGACCAAUGGAGUCCUUGUGGUUCAUCCUUGCUUGACUCUGCAAGGCACUGUUAACAAAGAGGAAAACUCCAAAGAGAAACAGCAAGGGUGCUGUGAAGUUAAGGUGUCUGUCCCAGGGGCAUAUCAAAAGCAGUUGUGUAUUCCUUGGACACCAGAUAAUGAGAAGGAUUGUGGAACCUCAUUUGUUUUUCAUGUGGAUAAAGAAAUGUGUCCAGAACUGCAAGUGCAGCUGGAGCAAACCAUAUCUGUCCUACAGGAUGGCGUGAACCCUGAGGUUGAAAAGCAUACCACAGUUCUGGGAUUGGGAACUGUACCAGUUAAUUCCCUUCCUAUUGGAGAAAAAGUUGAUAGAAUCAUUUCUUUGGGAGAGGGACAAAGUUUGGAUAUGACUUUGAAAACUGAAGAGAGCACUUGGGAUCUUGAUAUACGUCUGGGUUUUGACCUCUGUAAAGAGGAGAGAGAAUUUUUGGACAAAAGGAAGAAAGUAGUAUCUGAGGCACUGAGAAAGACUCUUCACUUAAAAGAAUCCCCUCCAAAAGAUGAGGUUCCAGUCAUAGCAGUACUGGGGUCCGGAGGUGGAACGAGAGCGCUGACAUCAUUCUAUGGCAGUCUUGCUGGGCUUCAGCAGCUGGGCCUUUUGGAUGCUGCAAUAUAUCUCUGUGGGAUUUCUGGCUCUACUUGGUGUUUAUCGACACUGUAUCAAGACCCUGACUGGUCACAGAAAGACCUUCAAGAUGCAAUUGGAAGAGCUCAGGUUGCUGUGUCCAGCAGCAAAGCAGGGGCAUUUUCCCCAGAACGACUGAAAUACUAUUUCCAGGAGCUGAAUGCAAUGGAGAGUAGUGGACGUAAAGUUUCCUUUACGGAUUUGUGGGGCCUUAUUGUGGAAUUUUUCCUACAACAGAAGGAAGACCCAUCAAAGCUGUCUGAUCAGCAAGAAGCAGUGAAAUGGGCCCAGAACCCUUACCCUAUCUAUGCAGCUGUCAAUGUGAGACCCAAUAUGAGCAGUGGUGACUUUGCAGAAUGGUGUGAGUUCACUCCCUAUGAAGUUGGAUUUCGCAAAUAUGGAGCUUUUGUCAAAACAGAGGACUUUGACAGUGAGUUCUUCAUGGGACGGCUUGUCCAGAAACAUCCAGAGCCCAGGAUUUGUUUUCUACAAGGAAUGUGGGGCAGUGCUUUUGCGGCAAGCUUGGAUGACAUCUGCCUGAAGGUGGUUGGUAUAGGACUGAGCUUUCUAGAUUCUUUCAAAGAUGUUAUCAAAGUUGUAGAUGACUGCCGAAGAUUCCAUUUCCGAGACCCAGCACGACUGAAGACUCGCUUGGUUAUACCUGGGGGCCCCUUGCUACAAAUUUUUCAGGAUUUCUUCAAGUCCCGGGUCACAUGUGGAGAAACUUUCAACUUCAUGAAGGGAUUGUAUCUUCAUAAAGAUUAUGUUAACAUCAAGAAGUUUGUGACUUGGAAAGGUACUCAUCUGGAUGCAUUUCCCAACCAGCUGACCCCCAUGGAAGAGAGCUUGUAUUUAGUGGAUGGUGGAUUUUCCAUCAACUCUCCCUUUCCUUUGGUACUUCAGCCAGAGAGGGAUGUGGAUGUUAUCUUGUCAUUCAAUUUUUCCUGGGAAGCUCCAUUUGAGGUUUUAGAGCUGACUCAGAAAUAUUGUGAGGAGCGGGACAUUCCUUUUCCAAAAAUCAAAUUUAGUGAUGAAGAUGAAAAGAAGCCAAAGGAGUGUUACGUGUUUGUGGAUGAUAAUAAUCCAAAGGCUCCAAUUGUAGUCCAUUUCCCAUUAGUGAAUGACACCUUCCAGAAAUACAAGGCUCCAGGAGUUGAACGUGAGUCAGAAGAAGAGAAAUCCUUUGGUGACUUCAUCAUUGAGUCAAAGGAUUCUCCUUACCGUACACUAAAUUUCACCUUUGAGCCCUAUGAUUUCAGCAGGUUGGUGGAAGUGAAUCGCUACAAUGUUCUGAACAGCAAGGACACUCUCUUCAAGACCCUGAACUUGGCUCUGCAAAGGAGAAAGUUGAAGAAGGUCAUCAAUAAGUCCAAUACAUGAGCGGCUUCCAGAGCUGAGGAUACAGAGAGGCUGCAGUGUACAAAAACCAUGAGGUUCAAGACAGAAUACUGAAAACAAAUAGCUGGAAAUUAUCUUCUUGGCAAGGGAGUAGUACAUGUGACACUGAAAAUUCAUUCCAGAUAACGUGCUCUGAUGAAAACUCAAGGGAUGUACUGUACAAUAUGGAUGUUGCUUCCUUGUGUGGGGAAGAGUAAGGAAUCACCUAGCCCAGUAUCUCAAUUUACAGUGGCUGAUGCCAGAUGAUUAGGGUGGUCUAUUCAAACAGUUCCAGCAUCUGGAGAAUAAUCUUCCAAACUCCACUGAACGAUGCACCUCUUUUUGUCCAAGGUGUGUUAGUGUUUGAGGAAACACUGAUUCCUUCUGUACUUUUACCUCUCUUGCUUUUUGAACCUCCCUUCAUGAACUUUUACAAUUUACAUCAUCUUGGAAGUAACUCCACAGAUACACAUACACUGAGAGAGAUGUGUCCUUUUGCUUUCAACUUCUAACUGGCUAAUGCCUGCAUACUUUCAAGACCUAACAGUCAUGACUUGCUUUCUAUUUUCACCAUUCAUGAUUUCAAAGAUCUUUAUGCUAUUUCCUUCCUACCCUUCUCAAGGGUUUGAAUGGCUUUUAGUCUACCAGAAAAUCAGUAUUGAGUACAGAAAAUCGAUGUUGUUUAUUUUCAUAAACAAUUUGUUUUUGAGGAAAUAAAUAUUUGCUUUUUUAUGUCUAACAAUUAAAACCACAUUGUGGGAUUGUAGUGCUUCUUCCUACAGUUUAAUCAUCAUGAGAUGAUGAAAGUACUAUAAGUCUCAUCUUUCUCUUUGUGCAUAAGAGGAAGGAAGGCUCCUUUGAAGGUUUGAAUUACAUAUUUUCUACCAUACACUUCAGUGUGCAAUUCAGCCAGACCUUUGUUGGAGGAAUUUGCUUGUCUUAUAUAUUUUAGAAACAUCAAUAGUCAAGGCACACCUUACAAAUGUGAAUGAAUAAAACCAGUGUUGGGUGCUGCAGUGCUGUGGGAUGGAAUUUCACCUCACUUUGUGUAAAGCUUAGAGAAAAGGACUGAAUUAUGCAGUUGGAAAAUAUGUAACAUAACACAAUGACAAACAAUCAUUGUUUACUUUUGUGGCUUUUACACUGAUUUGAAUGUACUGUAUUUGAAAACCAGAGACAGGAAAUUUGUCUUAUGAAAGAAUGUAAAGGCUUAUAGAUGAGGAUGAUUCUUCAUACAUUUUUUAAUGUGUUUCUCUUUUAAUAAAUAUUAGUUUUUCACACAUGUUUUUCACAGUUUUUCUUAUAAACACUUGUCUUCAUAUAUUUUUCCUUAUUU
Molecule: messenger RNA, 4001 nt
Organism: Myiozetetes cayanensis
Lineage: Eukaryota; Metazoa; Chordata; Aves; Passeriformes; Tyrannidae
Gene: PLA2G4F
Product: phospholipase A2 group IVF
Exons: 20
Coding region: 110-2668 (852 amino acids)
Biological process (GO): glycerophospholipid catabolic process
Cellular component (GO): cytosol
Molecular function (GO): calcium ion binding; calcium-dependent phospholipid binding
Source: RefSeq, a predicted model, not a curated record